UGACCGUCUUUCGAAAAAAAACAAAAUAAAAUUGCCCGUCUCUUUCGCACGUAUUUGGCGCUGCACGUGUUGAGUUUGUUUUGCUAUUUGCUCCGCGUUAAAAAUUGUUUUUAUUGAUAAAAAUAAGUUACGCGGCAAAUCAACAAGAUGAAGUGGACUACAGCGAAUAUCAAACAUGUCAACUAUACAGCCAAACAUGAAUUAUAUGUGGGAACGCACACUGGCUCAUUUAAGCAUUUGCUACCGGCGGCAGAGAAAAAUCCACAUGCACAGUCUAAUCUCAGCGAUAUAACUGCAUUGGACAAGGAAUCGCGUGUUACUGCCUUGGGUUUUGGCAAUGAGGAGCAAACCGAAAUUCUGCUUGGCCGCGCUAAGAAUAUAGCUGAGCUGCACACGAUUGGCUUAAGUGGUGGCCUCAACACACGUCAAAUUGCUUUUAGCGCAGCGCCUAUUGUAGGUCUAGCUCAGUACAAUAACAACAUUAUUGCUGGCAUUGGCAAUGGCCAAAUACAGACAAUGGCGCUUGAUGUGGCAAGCAGUGACGAGACACAAGAGCCCGUUGUCAUUAGCACAGGUGACCAAAUGGAACAUCUCCGACAGUGCAGCGCAGCCCCACAUAUAGUGGCAACCGGUGGCAAGGCGCGUCAAAAUAAUCUUAAAGUCUACGAUUUAAGUGCCGAUGGCAAGCAAAUAUUUAGUUCCAAAAACUUGCCCAACGAUUAUCUGCAGCUGGAGGUGCCCGUGUGGGAUAGCGAUAUUGGUUUUAUGGACAAUCCUCAUGUCUUGGCUACAUGCUCGCGCCAUGGUUAUGUACGUUUGUAUGAUACGCGCAAGCAGCGACGACCUGUAACUCACUUUGCCAGCGAAGAGCACGGCAUGAGCUUUGCUGCACUAAUAGCGCAUGAAAAUUAUAUUUAUACGGGCACCACAAUGGGUGUUCUGAAGGCUUUUGACACACGUCGGAUGAAGACGCACGUGCACACCUAUAAGGGUUUUACAGGCGGCAUUAGUGACUUGCACUUGGAUGAAACGGGCAAAUAUCUGAGCUCCGCUAGUCUCGAUCGCUAUGUGCGUGUGCAUGAAACGCAAUCCACAGUGCUGCUGUAUCAGUGUUAUGUCAAAUCGAAGGCAACCAAGGUGCUCAUAAGACCAGCGGCGGCACAACAAACUGCCAGCGACGAAGAAGAGAAUGAAGAGGCAGUGCAAACGCAAGUGCAGCAGAAAAACAAAAGCAAGCUUAAGGAAACUCCACACGAUGCUGAGUAUGAGGAUCUGUUUGAUCAAAUGGCAACAGUUGGUGAUGAUAGCGAAGAAGAAGCUGAAUUGCAGCCCAAUCCAGCAGCAUUAAAACGCAAAGCAGCCAAGCAAACGCAGAAAACAAAAAAGAAAAAACAAACAAAUAAUUAA
Drosophila busckii is the source of this 1407-nucleotide messenger RNA. Its product is annotated as WD repeat-containing protein 74. Lineage: Eukaryota; Metazoa; Arthropoda; Insecta; Diptera; Drosophilidae. The record is from RefSeq and is a predicted model, not a curated record. Gene Ontology annotation, biological process: ribosomal large subunit biogenesis. The transcript has 4 exons. Gene Ontology annotation, molecular function: protein binding. Gene Ontology annotation, cellular component: nucleolus; preribosome, large subunit precursor. Bases 148 to 1407 code for a protein of 419 amino acids.